Molecule: messenger RNA, 3504 nt
Organism: Chanos chanos (milkfish)
Lineage: Eukaryota; Metazoa; Chordata; Actinopteri; Gonorynchiformes; Chanidae
Gene: sack1gb
Product: family with sequence similarity 83 member Gb
Exons: 5
Coding region: 1-2559 (852 amino acids)
Biological process (GO): signal transduction
Molecular function (GO): protein kinase binding
Source: RefSeq, a predicted model, not a curated record
AUGGCACUCUCACAGAUUCAGUGUCUUGAUGAUAAUCACGUAAACUGGCGACUGAACGAAUCCAAACCGGAGUUUUUCUACAGUGAGGACCAGCGACUUGCGCUUGAAGCGCUAAUAACCGGGGGACGUGAUGACUUUGAGAAAUACAUAAAAGAACACGAGAUACGAGCGUUUUUGUCAGAACCCGAGCUGGAGCGGCUCUACAAAUCUACCGAGGUUUACAAGCCCGGAUCCGAGCAUCACAAACCGGAUAGUACAGCUGAAGGAGAAGAUGGCACCGUCUCUCUGCAGUAUUGGCCGGAUCGCUCAGACAUAUCCAUACCGGAUUUGGACCUUGGUUGGCCAGACUGUGUUGCCUACCGCGGGGUUACACGAGUUAACGUGUAUAUGCAGCCGCCGAUGGAUGGACAAACGCACAUUAAAGAGGUGGUCAGAAAGGCCAUCGCACAAGCACAGAAGCUUGUAGCAGUGGUGAUGGAUGUCUUUACAGACGUGGACAUAUUUAAAGAUCUGUUGGAUGCUGGCUUUAAGAGGAAAGUGGCUGUGUACAUUAUCAUAGAACAAGCAGGAGUUCAACAUUUCCUCAACAUGUGUGAGAGAGCCAACAUGCAUGGAGGACACCUGAAGAAUCUACGAGUGCGCUGCUGUGGAGGUAGUGAGUUUUACACACGCUCAGCAAAGAAGGUUCGUGGUUCUCUCAGCCAGAGGUUUAUGUUCAUCGAUGGAGACCGAGCGAUAUCUGGAUCGUACAGUUUCACAUGGACUGCAUCCCGACUGGACCGUAAUCUGAUUACUGUUCUCAGCGGUCAGGCUGUCGAGACUUUUGACAAACAGUUCCGCGAGCUUUACUUGACCUCUCGGGGUGUUAACCUCUCCAAGCUUCCGUUGGCUGCAAUUCCGGAACCUGACCCUGUUCCUGUUCCUGCUCCCGCCCCCGUGCCCUCAGCAACUAUCGCCAAGAAACUCAUCAACCCCAAAUAUGCCCUGGUCUCCGUGGAUAGCGCCAGUCGUAGCUCUUCAGACAAAGCCAGCACUAAGAAGAACAGUUCCCAGAAUCCUUUGCCUCAGAAAGCAAAGCCAGCCAAAGAGCCUGUAGAGGUUCUGCCUGUUCACCCAGGGUUGAUUGGACUGCCAAAGGCCGAGCUCAUUUCUUACCUGCCCACCUGGCCAGAGCCAGACCCGCCCAGUGAUGUCAUUGGCUUCAUUAACAUUCGUGACACCAGCCGACCCCCUCAAGCGCACCUGAUGCGCUCGCAGCUUUUCGAGACAUCACAGGCCAUUCGUUUUAAAGAUCCUUUCACAAUGCCCCCCGAAGACCCCCUGCCAGACCGAGCAAGCCCUCGGCCCAAAACCGGCAUUCCCGACAAACAUGAAGAGGGAGCCCCGAAGAAGAGCGACCUGCCCCAGAGCGAAGGGCAGAUAGAACCACAGACAGAGUCUAAGCCUAAACAGACCUCAGAGAAUCAGACAAAUCUUCCCCUGAAAUCAGCAAGCAAUCCUGCCAAGCCCCCAACACAGUCAGACUCCAAACCCACCCAACCAGAGAACCAACAGCAGGCCCCUCAGCCACCGGUGCCCAAACCACGGACCCUGCAGCUGGUUCUGAAUCCGACCAGAGAUCCCGAAUCUCCAGAAGUGUCCUUCAUAAAGAGAAAACUGAGUGAAACAUCUAGCACUGCUAAAAAAGAACCAGCAGAGAGUUUGACAACAGGAGGAGAGACGUCUAGCUCAGAGGACUACGUAGAACCGCCAGAGGAACGGGCGGCGGAUCACACAGAAACUGACACAGACGCUUCCCGUGAAGACAAGCCUCUCUCAGCUGGAGGGGAAGAGGAGAUGGGCCAGUUGGAGGAAGAGGAAGAUAAGGACGAUAAGCGAGACAACGACAUGGACAGCGUUAAGGUGACGUACACACACUCGCUGAAGGAUAAGGAUGAGAGCUCCACAGCCUCAGAUGAGUAUUACGAAUGCAGUGACUCAGAGCACGUAGAAUCAAACGACCCACUGGUCAAUGGCAGGACCACUGGCUCUGGUCGUUAUGGAGAUCACAGCCCCAGUGCUGACGCAUUAAACGUAAUGGCCCGGUUCUCCCAGUCCAUGCUUGACUUACGGGCGGAGGACCACAGUGAAUCUCAGCUACAGAUCCCAGCACAGCUACUGAACGCACAGCUCGGUAACAAGGGAAAGAUAUAUCACAUGACCUCCCGGUCUCCUGCCAGAGUGGCUUAUGGGAGAAAUCGAGGCAAAGUGGUCAUCACCAAACCCGGAAUAUUCCCUCGGAUGCCCAAAAGCGAUCACAAGUACUGGCAGGGGAAACUAUUGAAUGUUGAAUGUCCCCCAAACAGAGAAAUAUCCCCCAAUAGACAGUCUUAUCAGAAUAUCUAUCGAACGGGUCGUUCCCCUCGUCGGCACGGCACCCCCAACAUGUCAGGAAGACUUUACAGCCACAAGUCGCCCGCCCAGCACUUGGCAAAGCAAAUGCGUGCCUCCCCUUCACCUAGACGGACCGAUACCAGACCCCAUCAGGGAGGGGUUUCCUCUAAAGUCAUGAAUCUGUGACACCUUAAAGGAAAGGCCUUAGGGCCGGGGGGCAUUAACAUAGCAGACGUCGCUCGCAAAACCGGACAAAAAGACAGUAAAUCCGGAUACUGAUGCUCCAAGUGCAUCAGCAGCACAAGAACACUUAAGGGAAGAACUGGAAAAACAGAUUCCUACAGGAGCUCCAUUUGAGUGGUUUGCCUAGUUUUCAAAUCCAAGUGAUGUGGAUCAGAUAUGAGUGUGAUUAAAAUGCAUGUCAUUGGUAAUGUGGGUUCUAUUCUCUGCCUGUAUUUGCUCAGAGUAAGUACGGGGUAGGGGUUUUUUUUUGGUUUGAAUUGUUCACUCUGGGGUAUCGUAUUGUCAGCAUAGAGGUUAUCUUGGCUGACGGAUGGGUAAGUGUGAAUAUGUGUGUUUGAGGGUGUAUGUGUGUGAGAGAGAGAGAGUGAGAGUGAGUAAUAGAAGGUGGUGGUAAUUUGAGAUUAUCAGAGAUUAAAUGAUGAACCUGUGUGGCCCCAUAACCUACAGUUUUGAAAUGAACCGAUCUCAUGGCGGUCUUGUUCUGACCUGCAUGAUGCCACUGUGCGGUCAAGGUGUGUCUCCGCCGACACACACACACACACACACACACACACACACACACACACACACACACACACACACAAACACACACACACACACACUCAUACUGAGUGAAUAACAGUAUGUUGUAGAGUAUUGACAUUGUUAAGAUAACUUGGACAUUUCCGUGAGACAUUUUCCUAUACAAAUUUUUUUUUAAGGGCAUGAUUUUACAUGUUCCCUGUCAGUGCUCUAGCUGAAUCUCUUAGUCAUCGUCUUUGUGAAUCAGACAUUGUUACCUCCCAGCUGUGAUCAUAAAGACUUUUCUUACCUUCUGAGAAAGUAAUGUCUGUUUUUCAAGCAGAAAAGUUUACUAAAUAAAAUUUUCUUGACCAUCCUGUCUUUUUA